Molecule: messenger RNA, 1848 nt
Organism: Centropristis striata (black sea bass)
Lineage: Eukaryota; Metazoa; Chordata; Actinopteri; Perciformes; Serranidae
Product: kelch repeat and BTB domain-containing protein 12-like
Exons: 9
Coding region: 1-1848 (615 amino acids)
Molecular function (GO): protein binding
Source: RefSeq, a predicted model, not a curated record
AUGGAUGAUCCAGUGCUGGACUCUGCUCAGGCAGAGCACGGCUCCCUUCUGCUCAGGCAGCUGGAGAGGAUGAGAGCCUGCGAGGAGCUCACUGAUGUGGUGCUGCUGGCAGAGGGGAUCCCCUUCGCUUGCCACAAGGUGGUGCUGUCUGCCUUCAGCCCUUACUUCCAGGCAAUGUUUACAUGCGGCCUCAAGGAGACCCAGGGAGGAGAGGUAGCUCUUAGAGACACACCUGCACAGAGCCUGGAGCUGCUGCUGGACUACAUGUACAGAGCUGAGCUCCCCCUUUCCAACGACAACAUCCAGGGUGUGGCUGCUGCUGCCUUCCUGCUCCAUGUAGAGGGAGCCUUCAGGUUGUGUCAGAGCCACAUGGAGGCCCGAAUGGACCCUUCCAACUGUGUCGGUCUGUACCACUGGGCCAGAAACCUGGGGGCCACUGGUCUGGCCGACUGCGCCUUGAGAUACCUCUGCCAACACUUUGCACUGGUUUGUGAGGAAGAAGAAGUGCUUGAGCUGGAUGCUCAGAGCCUUGGAGAUCUGCUGGGUUCAGAUGACCUCAACAUAUCGCAAGAGGAGGUUGUGCUGGAGCUGGUGCUGCGUUGGGUGGAGAGGCGGAGGGGGGACUCGCAGAGUGAAGCCCAGGCUGUGGAGUUACUCAGACGGGUCAGGCUGGAACUUGUUGACCCCGGAUUCCUCCGUAAAGCCAGGAGGAGAAACCCGGUACUGCUGAGGGAUGCAGAGUGCUUUGGGAUGAUUGACGCUGUCCUCCAGACCUCAGGUCUCAGUGAAACAUCAGCUCCUCCUCGGCCGGCCCUUCGUUACGGCAUGGAGACCACCGACCUGCUGCUCUGCUUGGGUGGGGUGAAUAAGGAGGGAGUGCCUGCCCGGCGUGGCGGAUUUGCUGACCUCAGUUUUUGCUUUGCCCCCCAUGGUAGAAAGACUUACUACAUCCCCUCUCCUCUGAGGGGAUGUGGAGGUAUGGGGCAGGUCACAGCUGGUGCAGUGACACGUGACAACGACAUAGUGGUGGCCAUAGAGGCAGAAGACCAGCACCGGAUGAAGAGGGUAGAUAUCUACAGGUACGAUAAUUCAGAGGCGAACAGCUGGGUGGAACUGUGCUCCACAGCAUACAGGGACAUGUAUGCAUUAGGGCUGUUUGGUGACGGCCUUUAUUUGAUAGGAGGUCAGAUGAAAGUCCACAAUCACUACGUCAUCACAGACAGUGUGUUGAGAUGGUCGCUGAAGAGAGGAGGCAGCUGGCUCAGCUUCACCCCUCUGCCACUCCCCUUAGCCUGCCACUGCACCGUCAGCCUGAAGGAGCAUCUCUAUGUGCUGGGGGGCUGGACACCACAGCACCAGCCAGAUGAUGAGCCCGACAAGCUGAGUAACCGCGUGUUUCUGUUUGACCCCGGCAAGGACAGGUGGAUUGAACGUGCCAGGAUGAAGUACUCCAGGUACCGCUGCGGCACAGCUGUCCUCAAUGGAGAAAUCUACGUACUUGGUGGUAUAGGAUGUGAUGGAGAGGACUGUGGGCAGUCACGUCGCUGUCUGAGCUCUGUGGAGAUCUAUAACCCAGACACAGACACCUGGAGGGCGGGACCGACCCUGCCCAAUUCUUUACUCGCCCUCCGAACCAACGCCUCCAACGUAGGAGCAGUGGAGGGCAAGCUCUACCUCUGUGGAUACUACAAGGGGGCUGGCCGUCAUGAGAUCAUCACCAAGGAGAUUUUGGAAAUGGACCCUGCAGACAAUGUGUGGACGGUGGUGGAAAGACGAGCAGCAGUGCAUGACAGCUAUGACGUCUGUCUGGUGGCUAACCUCAAUCCACGAGACCUCUUCACACCCUAA